AUGCUCAUCUCAACUCGUGACUUCUUCAUUUCAGAUGAGCAAAUGGGUAAUGUUAAUACGAUUCCUGUAGUUUCACAAGCCAAAUCACUGGUUCAAGUCGUAACUGGAGAUCCAGAUGGAGCCGCUGAAACGCAAGAAAAAUUCUUUCAUGAAUGUAUUGGAGUCUCACAAGUCAGAUGUGGAAAACAACUUUCGAAUUUUGCUGAUGGUGUUCCUGUUGUAGGCCAUGUUAAAGGAGGAAUUCAUCAUCUGGUUGGUGAUCACGAAGGAGGAAACAAAGCAAUCGUUAGUGCAACAAGAACUACUGGUGUGAUGGUCGGAGGAGCUACAGGGUUUCUUGUUGGUGGACCUGUUGGUGCAGUCGCUGGCGGAAUCGCAGCUGGUGCAACGUUAGAUGGAGCAGCUACAUUGGGAUCUUCACUCAGAGAGAAUGAAUACAAACCAGAAGGAAUGUUUGCGAGUGUCCAAGAAGUAAUUGAUCGACCAUCCGGUGGAGCUGUUUUCGAUGCUUUAGCAGUUCCAGUUUUCGAUGGACUUGCUGGAUAUCAAGGUGGCAAAAUUGCAGGUGCUUUGGAAAACGCAGCAGCAGCAAAAGCGGCCAAUGCACCGCUCGAUCCUCAAACAGCUGCAAAAGCUGCGGAAGUUCGUGUUUACGCUGAUCGAGCCAUGGCAAUAGCAGAAGAUAUGCGUGAAACUCCUGGAGUUACAACUGGACAAUUAUUAAAGCAAUAUGACGUGGCUAUGGCACUUGACAAAAAAGCUACUCUAAUUGAAAAUGCAGGUCGUCCACCUCCUCCUGUUUUUGAUCCUAAAGCGAGUUCAAGACCCAAUGUAUAUCCACCGGGAGUGCAAGAAGACGAUAGACAAAGGAAAAAAUUCAGAAACAAAACAACAUCAACUUCAUUAUCAACUUCUACUUCGACACCAACUUCUGAAUCUCCAACAUCGUCUACAUUCAAUUUUUCUGCAAACGGAGAACUCACAUUUCAUAAAGAGCUCCAGAAAGUAAUCACUGCCUUCAAAUUAUUUGAUUCGUUGAAUGCCUACGAUCUUUCGGUGAUUGAAUCAAAAGUUAAUCAAUUCUUGAGAGGAAAAGGAGCUCAAGUUAUACAAACGGAGAAGAUUUUUACAAAAGUAAUGCUCAAUGAAAGUGAAAAUCAGAACUUCAAAUCAGAACAUGUUGUUUCUGUUUUAUAUGGGAAAACUACUGCAGAGAAGUUCGAAAAGAAAAAUCCUUUGCGAGGUUUUCAAGUUCUGCUACGUCAUCAAUCAGAGUCAAUGGGAGCUCUUCAUAUUCUUCUCUCUCAUCCUCAAGAUAUGCUAGACAUUCUUCCUGGACUAGAUAUUUCACUUUUCCCACCACACAUUCGGCAGUUCUUGGAGAAUGAUUUAGAUAACUUGAGAAAUGGAAAGCAACGAAGAUUGCUUACCGAAGCACAGAAACUGGCAAUGGUUGAGGAGGCUAAACAAUAUUACAUCAAAAAUCCUUGGAAUCGUCGUAAAAUGAUUGCAAACGAGUUGAUUCUAGUGGCAUACCUCCGUAUUCAUAUGAAUCCUGCCAACUUUUUUGCUCAUCAAUUUUUCCCGGUUUCAUCAAACCGACAACAGUUUCGAGUUGUUUUCAAUAUGUCAACAACAUCUGGAAAUGUACGCCAGUUGUCGAUUUGCUUGAGUUGUGAUCAAGGUGGAACUGGUAAAGCAAUCAUCUACAAAUCACCUGGAAAAGACGGCGUCGACUGUGACUGUUAUGAAAUCGUCACUUCUUUUUUACUUUGUUAA
Messenger RNA from Caenorhabditis remanei, 1779 nucleotides. RefSeq lists its product as uncharacterized. Lineage: Eukaryota; Metazoa; Nematoda; Chromadorea; Rhabditida; Rhabditidae. Bases 1 to 1779 code for a protein of 592 amino acids. The record is from RefSeq and is a predicted model, not a curated record. The transcript has 13 exons.